AUGUCUGCAAUCAGCUCGCGAUCAGUACUCGAGAGUUGCAAACAACAGCCCCCCCCUUAUCUUUCCAAAAUAGGACCAACUGCGAUUAUCUCAGGUUAUGCAACCAUACUCAAUAUCACCACUACUGCACUCACAUUCGAAAAUUCUUACCCCAUCCCCUUCACUCCAUCAAAGUCAGUCUUGGAAGGGUUAGGUGCCAUUCACAAGUACUCAACCUGCAUCGAAUUCUACUCGCUCGAUUUUCAAGACUAUGAUGGGAAACUCGUCGAUUCGGCAAGCCCACAAGAGCUAUGGAGAACAUGA
Messenger RNA from Botrytis porri, 303 nucleotides. RefSeq lists its product as uncharacterized. The record is from RefSeq and is a predicted model, not a curated record. The transcript has a single exon. Bases 1 to 303 code for a protein of 100 amino acids. Lineage: Eukaryota; Fungi; Ascomycota; Leotiomycetes; Helotiales; Sclerotiniaceae.